AGCUGAUGUUUUUUGCACUCUGUCUCCAGACCCAUUUGAACCUGUACCCUGCUCCAGUGAGGGUGAAGGAGAUACAGAGUGAGCAAAGGAUACUGUAAAAAGGAAGCAUCAUGAGUGGCUCUUCAACUAGCAUGAGGCUGCGGCUGCCACUGAUAUGCAUUAUCUUAGAGGUCAUCCUCAUCAUCCUCUUUGGAACGCUGGUGGAGUAUAACGAUGACACCGAUGCCAAGCACUGGAAUGAAAAUGGAAAACAUAACGAAUCUCAACACGAAAAUGAGUUCUACUAUCGUUAUCCCAGUUUCCAGGAUGUACAUGUGAUGAUCUUCAUCGGUUUUGGGUUCUUGAUGACGUUUCUUCAGCGUUAUGGAUUCAGUAGUGUCGGAUUUAACUUCCUCGUCGCAGCCUUUUCCCUUCAGUGGGCCACACUUAUGCAGGGCUUUGUACACGGCUUGCACCAUGGCAAGAUCCACGUUGGGGUUACAAGUAUGAUAAAUGCAGACUUCUGCACUGGUUCUGUGCUGAUUUCUUUUGGUGCCGUUUUGGGGAAGACAAGUCCCGUGCAACUGCUUGUUAUGGCCAUUUUCGAGGUGACAUUGUUCGCUAUCAAUGAGCACAUCCUGAUUGCUAUCCUUGGGGCUAAUGACGCUGGUGGGUCCAUGACCAUCCAUACAUUUGGUGCAUACUUUGGCCUGGUGGUGACCCGUGUACUGUAUAGGCCCAACCUGGAUAAGAGCAAACACAGGAACUCAUCAGUCUACCACUCUGACCUCUUUGCCAUGAUUGGUACCAUUUACCUGUGGAUGUUCUGGCCCAGCUUCAACUCAGCCAUUACUAAUUAUGGGGACCCACAGCACAGAACUGCCAUGAACACUUACUACUCUCUGGCUUCAUGCACACUUGCUACAUUUGCCUUCUCUGCCCUAGUCAACCCAGAGGGCAAAUUGGACAUGGUGCACAUCCAGAAUGCUGCUCUGGCAGGUGGUGUUGCUGUAGGAACAGCUGGAGAGAUGAUGCUGACUGCAUUUGGCUCCAUGAUCGUGGGAUUCCUGGCUGGAACUAUCUCAGUACUAGGAUACAAAUACCUCACGCCGGUUUUGGAGGAGAAACUGAAGAUUCAGGACACGUGUGGCGUUCACAACCUUCAUGGAAUGCCGGGGGUUCUUGGAGCUGUGGUUGGUGCCGUCACUGCUGCUGUUGCAUCCAAGGAUGUGUAUGGAGAUGGAUUGAAUAGAGUGUUCGGCGCAAGUGAAUCUAAUGACUGGACUCCAGCUUUCCAUGGUGGGAGGCAGGCUAUAUCUCUGGCUGUCACACUAGGAAUGGCUCUCAUUGGUGGGCUAAUAACAGGAUUCAUUUUGAAGCUACCGAUCUAUGGUGCACCUCCAGAUACACACUGCUUUGAGGAUGCAGUCUACUGGGAGGUACCGGGGGAGGAGGAAAGUCACAAUGAGCUCACUGAAGUGAGCACACCAAACGAAAUGGAAAAACUCAACAGCUAAAUUACUUGCUCUUUGAUACCGGUUUGUGUGUUUGCUUAUGUUCAUGUCAUGUUCACAUGUUCACAUCAAAUCACAAAGUACCAUCACUGGUGGUGUUCUCUGUGGGUUAUUUUACUUAUGUUCUUAAAAUGAAACCGCAAACUCUGUUUCAAUGUUAUUAUUAUUUUCAUUAUAUGUUUUUAUAUUAAAAAUUUCAUUAUUAGCCAAGUUGAAUGUUGAAUAAACGUUGAGAAUGUGCUACGCUAAA
Xyrauchen texanus (razorback sucker) is the source of this 1743-nucleotide messenger RNA. RefSeq names its product ammonium transporter Rh type B. The coding region runs from base 111 to 1496 and encodes 461 amino acids. NCBI's taxonomy places the organism in Eukaryota, Metazoa, Chordata, Actinopteri, Cypriniformes, Catostomidae. The transcript has 10 exons. Gene Ontology annotation, biological process: ammonium homeostasis; ammonium transmembrane transport. The record is from RefSeq and is a predicted model, not a curated record. Gene Ontology annotation, molecular function: ammonium channel activity. Gene Ontology annotation, cellular component: plasma membrane.